AUGGCGCGCCGAAGUGCACGACUUGAGAAUGCGGGGUACUACGAUGUGGACGGCAGCCCCCGCAUCUCCUACUCCACUGGGACUCAACGUCACAGUUUCCCCCAGGACCAGGUGAGACCCCCUCAGGUCCGUGUGUCUGAGCCAGUCCAGAGGCCUGAGCCAGUCCAGAGGUCUGAGCCAGUCCAGAGGCCUGAGCCAGUCCAGAGGCCUGAGCCAGUCCAGAGGUCUGAGCCAGUCCAGAGGUCUGAACAGACCAGGUCUUGGCGCUGGUUCAACUGGUUCAGUUGGGGCUUGCUCCUGAAGCUCCUCUUCUCCCUGACGUCCCUGGUGGUCUCUGAGGUAAACCUUGGAAGCCUGAGGAAGGAGCUGCAUCAUCUCCAGCAGGAUCUGGGACGUCUGCAGACCAUGGCGCACCCUCAGGCCACCCUCUGGGGGAACUUUGCGUUGGCGUCGCAUGGAGCUCAGGUCCUAACCGCCUUCAGCUCCAGCACCCACCAACAAAAGGGUUCUCCCAGUUGGCUGACACCUUACUCUCCAUGGGAGGUGAUCAAAGGCCAGUAUUACCCUCUGGUACCUGGGCACUGCUGGGCCUUCUCUGGCCAGACAGGAGAGCUGUUUGUGGCCCUGUCUCAGAAGAUCCAUGUGUCUCACAUCACUGUGGGGCACAUCUCUAAAGAGCAGUCGGUCACAGGGGAGAUCCUGUCGGCUCCGAAGGCCUUCGCCCUUUAUGGACUGGAGGAAGUGGAUGGACCCAAGGUCCACCUGGGGACCUUCCAGUACGAGUCUGACGGAGACUCAUUCCAGACCUUUGAGAUCAAGGAGCACACCUCCAACAUCUUCAGGUUUGUGAAGCUUGAGGUCCUGACCAACCAUGGCCUGGAGGACUACACCUGUCUGUACAACUUCAGGGUCCACGGGAAAAUCCCUGAGGCUGCAACCACCUGGUAA
Knipowitschia caucasica is the source of this 948-nucleotide messenger RNA. NCBI's taxonomy places the organism in Eukaryota, Metazoa, Chordata, Actinopteri, Gobiiformes, Gobiidae. The record is from the annotation of a GenBank genome assembly.